AUACAUUUGCUGUGCUAUUGAGAAGUUGUGGAUGUGGUUGUGUUCACAGAACACUAAUACCCUUGGUUGUGUUUCUGUUGUUACUCAAGUUUUCUUUUAAACACUUUUUUCUUUUAAUGUAUGGAAUUGUUAGUUUAGGUCUUUAAAAAAAGAAGCUAAUUGAACAUCAUAUUUGUGAAAAUUUUCUAGAAAAUCCUGUCACAAUGACAAUGGGUGAUGAAUUGCCUGUAACUUCCUUAGUUUUACCCGUUCUUAUACGGCCUGUUUUAACCCAGCUAGAGAAAUAUGACUUGGGGGCAUCUCAGACAUUACGUGCUGCUCUUACAAAGGCUGAGGCUGCUGUGCCUGGUCUUAAUUAUGAUUUGGUAGCUGGCAUAAUGAGAAGAGCUGAUAUACCAGUCAAUAUGAAUGAAAGCUUGUUAAGGCUUCAGGGAACUCUCACUGAAACUGAAUGUGCUGACUUGAGGUUAAAUAGAUCUGAAGAAGCAUUUCAGGAAUUGAAUAAGAAAUCUGCAGCUUUAAAGAAAAUUUUGAGCAGAAUUCCUGAUGAAAUUACAGAUCGGAAAACUUUUUUGGAGACUAUUAAGGAAAUAGCAUCUGCCAUUAAAAAAUUAUUAGAUGCUGUAAAUGAGGUGUCAGCAUAUACACCGGGACCUGGAAAGCAAGCAUUAGAACAGCGAAAAAGAGAAUUUGUCAAAUAUUCAAAACGGUUUUCAAAUACUUUAAAAGAAUACUUUAAGGAGGGGCAGGCCAAUGCUGUAUUUACUGCUAUGUACCAAUACUAGACCGGCAAGUCUAUCUCACAGCUGUGGAUCCCGCGCGUAGCUGGCACAAAGUUGUAUUCUUAACCGACUUAAAAAAAAGGAGGAGGUUCUUAAUUCGACUGUUUUUAUGUGUGUUACCUCAGAACUUUUUUCUAGGUGAACCGAUUUUGAUGAUUCUUUUUUUAUUGAAAGCUUCUCCAUAUGGUUCCAUAUAAAUUUGAUCAAGAUCUGACCAGUAGUUUUUGAGUUAACAAUAAUAAUGUGUAUUUUUUUACUAAAUAGAUUAUACUUCAGCGGUAGUCCGAUAUAAAUUUAAAGAAAACAUUCCAUCGUUAAGGGUGCAUAAAUGGGGGAUGAAGAUUUUAAUGUAAUUAUUAGGACAAUAUUCUAGUUGUUAUCUCUUUAAGUCGGUUUAUACUUUUAUCAAAACUUAUUUAUUUAUUUAUUUCAACUAACAACUAUCAUGACAGGAAAAAACCUAAUGCGACAGUGUAGUUCUUUUCACGCAUAACAAAAAUGUGGUCAUUAACUGUAACAUAUUGUAAACAAUCCUACCCUAGUGAAUUCACUCAAGGUGCAAUAGAAUAGGUCAAUGUCUUCAGCCAUUCUAUUAAGAAUGCGUAACGUUCGCGUUUAUAAAUUAUCAUUACAACAGUUAUUGGUUUUAGGCAAUUACGAAAUAAAGUUUCAUACUUAUCUGAAAUAAACUUCCAAUUUACGUUGACAAAAUAAAAUAAAGAUAGAUUAUCGAAUACGACGUUCGCGGUUUACAAAACAAAGAACUAGUCUUCUUUCUCGCCCGCUCGCAGUCGGCGGAAGGAGUCGCAGAGAAUUGACCGUAACUUAACCGUACUUAACGUUAGUGCACAGUGUGUUAAGCCCGGAGAGCUCGUGUAGUAAUAUACAUAGUAGUCUUUGAGUUUAUUAUUAAUUUUUUUUUCAUGACAAAGGUAGUGUACUUCUUUAGCUCAUUCUAUGACAUCAUUGGUAAAUGUAAGAAAAGCUAUUUAAAAUCAACUAAUGCUUAGAAAUAAAAAAAAAUAUGUAGUGUUUAUAUUAACCUAUUAAAUGUAUUAAAUGUAUAAAGUAAUAAUUUAAAAAUUGUUUUUUUACAACCGAAUUCAAUAUAAAUUAUUAAGAAUAACUCAAAAACCAUUGGACAAACCUUGAUCAAAUUUAUAUGGGACCACAUGUGAAGCACUAGCUUUCAAAUAAAAAAAGAAUCAUCGAAAUCGGUUCACCCAGUAAAAAGUUAUGAGGUAACACACAUAAAAAAAAAAACAGUCGAAUUGAGUACCGGCUCCUUUUUGAAGUCGGUAGCAAAUAUAAAAAUAUAAAAACGACCAUUUAAAAAGUUUCCAUACCAAAUUCUUUUUAAUAUAUGAAUAGAAGUUACAUUUCUGUUGUUAAUACGUGGGGGCUGCAAUCACUCAAAUAUCUAUAAAAUAUUAUGUUGAGUAGCAGAUGCUGGUAAUACCAUGUUGUUUAGAGUAUAAAGUUUUGAAUUUAGCAUCACAGUAAGUAAAUGUAUAGUUACUGAAGGAACAUUGUAUAUUUAUAACAUUUAAUAAGAAGUCGAACACCUUGAUUUAUCAUUGUAUAAAAUGUAACUGUAACUGCAUUUCUUAUUUGUUGUUGACUUCUAAUUGUUAAAUAACGAAUAUUGUAAUUUAAAUAGGCUAAUUUACAUUUGUAAUAAUGUAUAGAACUUAUUUCUUCAAUUAAAUAAACAGCUUUUUAAAUUUUGUGUAAACAUGAAAUGUGUUUUAUGUGCUUAAUUAAAAAUAUUUUAGCGUUAUUUCAAAUAAACCCAAUUAUAAUGUAUCAUCUAUU
Messenger RNA from Parnassius mnemosyne (clouded apollo), 2597 nucleotides. NCBI's taxonomy places the organism in Eukaryota, Metazoa, Arthropoda, Insecta, Lepidoptera, Papilionidae. The record is from the annotation of a GenBank genome assembly.